This is a messenger RNA of Lactuca saligna, 495 nucleotides long. Lineage: Eukaryota; Viridiplantae; Streptophyta; Magnoliopsida; Asterales; Asteraceae. The record is from the annotation of a GenBank genome assembly.
AUGCAUAUUCUUUUCUUCUCCUUCUUUUAUGUUUUCCCCACCAAGCACCACUUAACACCACGGUCAGCAGCUAAGGCAUCUGGCGUUUUUCUCUGCCACCACCCAUCACUAUUCGGUGGUUAUGGUUGUACGUGUGGGUGUUCUAAUGUGUAUGGAUCUUUAUCUCGUAUUGGGGGCUCUGGUAGUUUCCUUGAAGGAGAUGAUAACAGCUACAUCAGACUGAAUGCUGAAGCAAUUCGCUCAGCAUUGAAUGAGAUGGCAUCUUCUAGUAGCAAAAGUAACACCCAUUAUGGAUGGACAUCUUCAGAUGAUGAAGAUGAAGCAGAUGCCAUGGAUCAUGAUCUAUAUGAUGAAGGUGGGAAGAGUGCAAGAAGCUAUAGGAAGAAAGGAAAGGUGCAGUAUGAUGAAUAUCGCAAAGUGAAAGAGUUACAGAAGAAGGAAUCAGUGAAAAGGAUGAUGAAAAGAAAUCCUUUAUUGAUGGUGUGGGAGAUAUAA